CCAGCAAUGGCGCCUUCUGAUACUUGACAGCCACGCCAGCCACCUCACGCUAGAUUUUUUGGAGUAUUGUGAAGCCAAACGCAUCAUGGUUAUAGUGUAUCCUCCCUAUUCAACCCACAGCUUGCAGCCGUUAGAUGUUGUGCUCUUUGCGCCGCUUUCAAAGCACUACACUGAGGAGCUUACCCAACGCCUCCAGCGAACCCAAGGCCUCUCAAGGAUCACUAAACGCGACUUCUAUAGCAACUUUUGGCCAGCUUAGAGCUCUACAAUGACUCACGAUCUUAUAUUGAAGAGUUUCCAAGCUACAGGCGUAUGGCUGAUGGACGCAGACCCAGUACUUCAACGCUUCAACAAUGGCCCACAACAACAAGAUGACGAGCCAGGAAUUGGGGAGCAAGGCGACGGCGAUACCUGGCCUCAAUUGCGCAAAAUUUUUGAUGCUGCAGUGGCUGACAAGGCCAAAUUUGAAGCCAAACGGCUGUCCCAAGGCCUGCACUCGCUGCAGGUCAACAACAAGCUUCUACAACUCCAGAACGCGGAGCUACGCGCUGAAAUCAACCUCAUUAAGAAGCGCCUGACCAAGUCUACAACACUAACUACACAAGAAGGCGACGAUUGGCACGGCGGUGCUGUAUUCUACAGUCCCAGGAAGCUUGCCAGCGCGCGCGCGCGCAAGGCCGCAGAACUGGACGAAGCCGCGGAGCUACAACUCAAAAAAACUCGCGAUAGAGAGGCAAGAGCAGCAGAAGCAGCUCACAAAAAGCAGAAUCAAGAAGCUGCGAAGGUGGCUCAACAACAAGCCAGAAUUAAGCGUGAUCGCGAGCAGAAACAGCGCGCUGAGGAACGCGCUGCAGAACGGGCGCUUAAAAAGCAACAACAACAAGCUGCAACCACUUAAAAAAGCCACAAUACAGCAAAUAAGCGUAAGCGAAAAGCCUCACACAAAGCAGCAGAAAAUCUAGCAAAGUGUUGUUGUGGUGCGGCUGCAUUAAGUUGGGUUAACGCUGGUCCGCCUGAGGCGUCUCCCCCACCUAAAUUUGGCAGAAACGGCUGCCAACUCAAGACGCCAGCGAGAUUAAAG
This is a messenger RNA of Didymella exigua CBS 183.55, 1081 nucleotides long. RefSeq lists its product as uncharacterized. The transcript has a single exon. The coding region runs from base 269 to 898 and encodes 209 amino acids. The record is from RefSeq and is a predicted model, not a curated record. NCBI's taxonomy places the organism in Eukaryota, Fungi, Ascomycota, Dothideomycetes, Pleosporales, Didymellaceae.